Messenger RNA from Coregonus clupeaformis (lake whitefish), 1309 nucleotides. RefSeq lists its product as uncharacterized. The coding region runs from base 210 to 845 and encodes 211 amino acids. Gene Ontology annotation, molecular function: GTPase activity; GTP binding. The transcript has 6 exons. The record is from RefSeq and is a predicted model, not a curated record. Lineage: Eukaryota; Metazoa; Chordata; Actinopteri; Salmoniformes; Salmonidae.
GACCCAGGUACUGACAAUGUUGAAACAUGAUCUUAGGCUUUAAUAAAUUAUAGGACUCCCGGCUCAUCAUACAAGGUGCUGGUGCUGUUUGCCCUUUGAAGGACGGAAACACAACACAUUUGUGAAAAGCCAAAGGCAACACAGACAUUCUGUUCACAGUUCUAUUCCUUUUCUUUCACCUACUGCUCUCUGGAUCCAGCUAUCUGGCCAUGAAUCCUGAAUACGACUACCUGUUCAAGCUGCUUCUUAUAGGAGACUCUGGUGUCGGCAAGUCUUGCCUGCUCUUGCGGUUUGCGGAUGACACUUACACAGAGAGCUACAUCAGCACAAUCGGGGUCGACUUUAAGAUCAGAACCAUUGAAAUGGAUGGGAAGACUGUCAAACUACAAAUUUGGGACACAGCUGGACAAGAGAGGUUCCGGACCAUCACAUCCAGCUACUACAGAGGAGCACAUGGGAUCAUCAUUGUGUAUGAUGUCACUGAUCAGGAGUCCUUUAACAACGUGAAGCAGUGGUUGGAUGAGAUUGACCGCUAUGCGUGUGAAAAUGUCUCCAAGUUGCUUGUGGGAAACAAGUGUGACUUGGUCUCUAAAAAGGUAGUGGACUCUGCCACUGGUCAAGAAUUUGCUUCGUCCCUAAAGAUUCCAUUCCUGGAAACCAGUGCGAAGAAUGCUGAUAAUGUAGAGAAAUCAUUUUUAACCAUGGCCUCAGAAAUACAGAAGCGUGUUGGAAGUGAUGGUGUUCAGAGUGAGGCUGCUAAAGUGGGCAACAAGAUAAACAGUGCACCCCUUUGGCCCGGGGGGAAAGAUGAGGCUGCUGCAGAGGAGGGGAAUUCUUGUUGCUAAUGCCAUACACAAAUUACAGUAUAAGAGAAUCAAUGAGUUUGAACAUUAUCUUCAUUUUCUUUUGUUUUGUUCAGAGAUGGUAAUUUAUCCUUGUGAGAACAGCUAUGCAAUAGUUAUGCGGUAGCCUGUUCCAACAGUGCAGAGAAUGGGGCCAGCUGAAAGGCACCCUUUGAAUUAGUCUGGGUAAAAUUCUAUGUAACACUCCACUCCUUGUGUUAUAUUCCAAAGAGUCUUUGGCAAAUGACAUGGAGUACAAGGAGUGGAAUGUAAUAGCUGAACAGGGACAGCAACCAUGCUACCUUUGAAUGGCCUGGGUAUUGAACAAGUGACAAAAAACAACACUUGAUUUACCCAUGUGGGGAUCCAGGAUAGGUGAAUGUUUGCUUGAUGCUUUGAACUUGUAAGGUGAAUUUAGGGUGUCAUUUUAUCUGUAACAUUUGUGAAGAACUGAUUGUUUUGGUUAC